UGGAGUCUUUAGUCUUAUAUUAGAUUUUAGCGUCAAUUUUUAUUUAUUUAUUCUUAUAAUUAUUAUUCUCAUCAUUGAGGACGAUUUGAGUCUGUGCGAGAGAGAAAUAGCUAUGACACUCCUAAGCUCGCACCAAAUCCAGUCUUUGGCUCUCUACCCACUUCGAUUUCUCUCAUUUUCUCGCCAACCAAACAACCCGAAACCAUGUCUCCCUCUCAAAACGAUUCCAAAACCAAUCCAUUUCAGCUUGUUAACCGCUAAAGCCCAACACACCCACCACCAAUCCAAUCCUCAAACGACGACACAAGACGACGGCAUUUCCAUCGACGACGUGAAAACCGUCGCCAGAUUCAAGUCCAGGCACAACUACAUUCGCGUUCUGGAAGUUUCACGAAAAGCUGACCACCCUUUUGCCGGCUCAAGGCUCCUCCUUCUCGACGGCCCUGGAAACAUUCACAGCAUCUCUUUCCGCUCCAAGCUCCUAACCCACACUUACUUCGACGUUUUCGCUACCUUGCCGCCGAUUUUGCCGCCAGGACCCGUCGGAGUUCUUGGGUUCGGGGCGGGCUCGGCGGCACGUUUGAUUCUCAAACUGUAUCCCGAAGUGGUGAUUCGUGGUUGGGAGAUUGAUCCCUCUGUGAUUUCAGUGGGAAGAGAGUAUUUUGACCUUUCGAAGCUAGAGAAAGAGUACCCCGAUAGGCUUUUCAUCUACAUUGGAGAUGCAUUGAAAGCUAGUACUAGAGAUGGGUUCUCUGGGAUUUUGGUUGAUUUGUUUUCGAAGGGUAGUGUCAUCUCCGAGCUUCAAGACCCGAACACUUGGGUAAUACUCAGAAAGUGUUUGAGAAAAGGCGGGAGAGUAAUGGUGAACGUUGGAGGUAGUUGUGUUGAGGCCGAGGAUUCUCGUAGAGAUGGGAAACUAGUAAUGGAGGAAACAUUAAAGGCGAUGAGUCAUGCUUUCGGUGGAAAGCUUUUUGUUUUGAGCCUUGGGAAUAGGGAAGAAGAUAGCUCUCUUGCUCUUACAGGUCCUAUGCCAGAUCUUGAUGCAUGGAAGAAGGCGCUUCCUCGUUCUUUGAUGGGUUAUGUUGAUAUGUGGAAGCCAUAUAACAGCUAAGCUAGGAAGGUUGUUUUUCUUCCUUAAGCAUAAGGAUUGGUGAAAUUCUUGUGGUGGGAGGAGGGGCCAGCUGUAUAACCAAAGAUAUUAAAAAAUUGAUUUUAAUCCAAUGCAGAUAUAGUUUUUUGAACUUGAGCUGACCCCAGUCAUUUGUGUGAUGUAUAGAAUAGUGGUUCAACUUGGAAUUUUUGGAUUAGCUGCCCAGAAUCUUUUCUUGGUUCUUUUGUUGGGGGGCCUUUUAUUUAUGCUUAUUCGUUUUUUUAAUACAUAAUUUAAUUUAUAAACUUACAUUUGUAGCUCCUCUCUAAGGCAAUAAGAAAUACCACCCAUAUACGAUGUGAAAUGUUAGCUUCUGGUAAUUGAAGGAUUUGUAUGGCAGAAUAAUCUGCUUUGUAUCUAAUCCUUCUGUGUAAUUGUGUGAGGCAGUAUUCAUCGUAAAAUGAGAAGUCAAUAAGGUAAUCACUAGCUGUUUUACUGACAGCUUCAAUUAUGAGGUGUGACCAUAAUACCCUUUUCAUGGAAGCAAGUGAAAUUAGGUGUUCGAACUCGAACUAAGUCAACUGAUUUAUUAAAUAUUAUAAAACCGAAGUUAGGCGAUAUAUACUUCCUCGGCUAAAACAUUAAUAAAAUAAGCAUACACCAAAAACCCAACUCUAUAAAUUUGAUUAGAACUUAGUUUGUGUGAUUCUCCUACUUUUUCUUUCUACUGAGAACUCACAUGGUUCCCGAAGUUGUUAUUUGUUGCUGAUACUAAAGAUGAGCGCUUGUCCAACAAAACUCUUUGUGAUAUUUCUUCUCUCCGGCCUAUAUCUGGCUACUUCUGCAUCCCGCCCUUAUGGUGAUGAGAAGAGCUCAUUGGAUGUUCUCAGCCGGAUAGACAGGUUUAGAAUGAUACUAGCAAGACACGAAGGCAACUCCAGAUUUGAAAGUCUGAAAACUUUUGACCACACGAUGGUGCGCUCCUGGAGUCUAGGUUUACGCCGCAUAUUGUCACCACCGCCUUCGCCUUCCAAAAAUAGGCAGUCGGCUAUGCGCGCUGCUGCACCACCUCCUCUAGUUGCUUAGAUAUCUAAAGUGAAAGUUUCGGUUUGGUCUUUGUCCAAGGUUUCUAUUACACACUACUGUAAUUCCAUAUGAGUGCAUUCUUCUUCAAAUGCUAGUAAGUAGUUUGUGGAAAGACUAGUUGACUAGUUCAGUUUUUUAAACUGAUUAGUCCAACGAAUAAGAUCUAAUUCAGUGAAUGUUUAUUUGUUAGACUGGAGUUCUACUGUGUAAGAAAGCCAUGACGUAAUAAAUAGAAUUUGAAGGGUCUCUAGUCAAAAUUGAUUCAAGACCAUCUUAUAAA
Messenger RNA from Humulus lupulus (European hop), 2456 nucleotides. RefSeq lists its product as uncharacterized. The coding region runs from base 113 to 1111 and encodes 332 amino acids. The transcript is spliced from 3 exons. Gene Ontology annotation, molecular function: thermospermine synthase activity. Lineage: Eukaryota; Viridiplantae; Streptophyta; Magnoliopsida; Rosales; Cannabaceae. The record is from RefSeq and is a predicted model, not a curated record. Gene Ontology annotation, biological process: polyamine biosynthetic process.